UCAAUUCAAAGCUCGCACCCGCUCUCCUUCCUUCCCUGUUUGCCAGCCGAGGAGACAGGGAGCACGAGGAGAGCGAAGACCGCGCAGAGCAGAGAGACCACAGAGAGAGAGGGAUAAACCUCCCUCCAUUUUUAUUACACCAAAAACCCACCGCGAAGGUCUCUCCAGAUUCGCUCCACGUUCCCCGCAACGCUCUCCGCUCGCCGAAUCGAGCCCCCAAUGCGCGCGCCAGCAGCGCGGGCGAGUGCGAGAUCCGGGGGCGCCGUUUGACCUGGGCAGGGCAGACGGCUCCGGCUCCGACUCCGGGCGCCGCCGCAUUCGGCGAGGCUUGGCGCUCCGGUCUGUAGUCCAGAGUUUAGUGGGUGAUUCUGUACGACCUUGCGAUGAUUAUAACUGCAACACUUGAGGGUUGGUAGUAGCACAUGCACAAGGCUUGAUGAACUUGGGUGAGAAUUACUUAUCGAUGACUCGGGCUUCAACUCUUGAUUUCCGGCGGAAGACGCAGGGUCAGAACAACUGGUCUGGGCCGUUGCGCCCAGUAAACGUCAUCAGAAAUAAAUUCCCUACCUACAAGAAUGGUUUGAAUGGGAUAGUCAUCAAAUUUGCAGAUGAGCCAGAAAUGCCAUCUCUUAAGGAGUCUGUUGCUAAAGAGACAGCAGAUCUGCUUGAUCGGCGUCAACGUCUUUCAGUCCGCGAGCUCGCAAUGAAAUUUGAGAAGGGCCUCAGUACUGCCACAUUAUUGUCUAACGAGGUUAAAUGUAAACAAGUGGCUUUAUUGGAGCGAGACAUCCUUCUGAAGAAUCUAAAGAGUGUAUUGGAGUCACUGAGAGGUCAAGUAGCUGGCAAAUAUAAGGAUGAAAUCGAGGAAUCAGUAUCUAUGGUGGAUAUUUUAGCAGUUCAGCUGUCCAAAAGAGAAAAUGAGUUGCUUCAGCAGAAAACCGAGGUCACGAGAAUAGCGACUUCACUGAAACUGGCUUCUGAAGAUGCUAGGAGAAUUGUUGACGAAGAACGAACUAAUGCCCGCACGGAGAUUGAAAAUGCUAGAGCUGCUGUACUAAGAGUUCAAAAAGUACUUAAAGAGAAAGAGAACAGUUCACAAAGAAUUGGGAAGCAGGAUGUGGAUGAACUUAGGGAAAAAGUUCAAGAAGCACGGAGAGUCAAGAUGUUGCAUUGCCCCAGCAAGGCAAUGGACAUAAAAAGCGAGAUCCAUGUUCUACGUGAUCAAUAUGCCGAGAUAUCUUCCAGUUCUACUCAUCUUUUAAAAGAGUUGGAGUUGCACCAAAGUUUUAAGGAAAAUGGCGUGCCCUCAUGUGAGUUGGAGGGUCUCGAAAGCUUAGGCUCAAUGCUGUGCGUAGUUGUCAAGAAUGAUGUGGCUUUAUCGAAUAGUUCAGUACAAUGGUUCCGCAUACAGCCUGAGGGACCCAAGAAGGAAAUCAUUUCCGGUGCCACAAAGCUAGUGUAUGCUCCAGAACCUCAUGACGUAGGGCGGUACCUGCAAGCUGAGGUUAACCUUGGUGGUCAAACCUCUGUCGCAAAGACUGCUGGCCCACUAGACCCUGCACCAGGUUUGGUCGAUUAUGUAGAGACCCUUGUAAGGAAUCCUGAAACCGACUACAAUGUUGUUGUCCUUCAAGUGAACGGAAUCAACCAACCUACAGAUUCCAUCCACAUCCUAUGCGUCGGGAAACUGCGGAUGCGACUUGCCAAAGGAACAACGGUCGUAGCCAGGGAAUUCUACUCGUCGUCGAUGCAGCUAUGCGGCGUUAGGGGCGGCGGAGAUGCGGCGCCUCAGGCGAUGUUCUGGCAGCCCAGGGAAGGCCUCAGCUUGGUCCUGGGCUUCGAGACGCCCAGGGAGCGCAACUCGGCGAUCAUGCUCGCGCGGAGAUUCGCUAUCGAUUGCAACAUCAUCCUCGCCGGUCCAGGGGACAAAACUCCGUGGUGACACGACCAAGCACACCAGCUAACUUAGUUCUGACCCUUGACGGAAUCAGUGUACAUCUAUCUCUGUGCAGUGCACGGCAGCGUCUGUUUAGUAGUAGCUCAGUGCCCACUUGGCAUCGGUUCAUUGUUUUCUUGCCUAGGUUUCUUCAUCUUCUUUCUUUCACGUCAUCACUGUAUCCUGCUAGUAUCUUGCUAGGUAGAGCAUGUCUUUUGAUUUUCCUGACACCCUGGUGCGAGAUCUAUAGGUGUGUGCCAGUUCCAUUGUAAUUUUAUAUUUGAACAAUAAAAAUGUGACGCUGAUGUACGCCUUCAUGCCCAA
Molecule: messenger RNA, 2260 nt
Organism: Triticum aestivum (bread wheat)
Lineage: Eukaryota; Viridiplantae; Streptophyta; Magnoliopsida; Poales; Poaceae
Product: stomatal closure-related actin-binding protein 1
Exons: 14
Coding region: 437-1942 (501 amino acids)
Biological process (GO): actin filament organization; regulation of stomatal movement
Molecular function (GO): actin binding
Source: RefSeq, a predicted model, not a curated record